GGUAGCUCACACAGUGGAGGUCAGAGAAGUACCAAAAUGUCGGUCGCUGCUUUCUCGUCCUUGAGCCGUUGUAGUGUUUUGGCUUUCCGGUCGCCCGCUGGACUGGUGGCGGUCCGGUAUGCCCAGACAGCGGCAGCUCCAGCAUCACAGCCCAGGAUAAAGAAAUUUCAGGUGUACAGAUGGGAUCCAGACACUCCAGGAGACAAACCCCGCAUGCAGACCUACGACAUCGACCUCAAUACAUGCGGGCCAAUGGUUCUUGAUGCCCUGAUCAAGAUCAAAAAUGAGAUGGACUCCACUCUGACUUUCCGCCGCUCCUGCAGAGAAGGUAUUUGUGGAUCCUGUGCAAUGAACAUCAAUGGGGGAAACACACUGGCCUGUCUCAACAAGAUUGACACCAACAUUAGCAAACCAACCAAGAUUUACCCCCUCCCACACAUGUAUGUGGUCAAAGAUCUGGUGCCUGACAUGAGUAACUUCUAUGCUCAGUACAAGUCGAUUGAACCAUACCUGAAGAAGAAGGAUGAUUCAAAGGAAGGGAAGGAGCAGUACCUGCAGUCUGUGGAGGACCGGCAGAAACUGGACGGGCUGUACGAAUGUAUCCUGUGCGCCUGCUGCAGUACGAGCUGCCCCAGCUACUGGUGGAACGGAGACAAAUACCUGGGGCCUGCUGUACUCAUGCAGGCAUAUCGUUGGAUGAUUGACUCUCGAGAUGAGUUCACAGAGGAGCGUCUGUCCAAGCUGCAGGAUCCUUUCUCUCUGUACCGCUGCCACACUAUCAUGAACUGCACCAAAACCUGCCCCAAGGGCCUGAACCCGGGAAAAGCGAUAGCUGAGAUCAAGAAGAUGAUGGCCACGUACAAGGAGAAGAAGGCAGCUGCUGUUUAAACCCUCAGUAGUCCUGUACAACUUGUCCCUGUAUGAUUUUAAAUUAUAUAUUGAUUUUAAAAAUUCUUAUUGAGGUCUGAUGGCCCAGUACACCUGUCCACUCCACCACCACCACCACACCCUGCAGGACUGAAGUCAACUGUAAUGUGUGCAGGUGUGUGUUUGUGUGUGGUUUGAAGAUUUGGUGUUACACAAACGCACAUGUACAGUAUGAAUGCAGGAGAGAAAGUGUGUGUCUGAGUCUUACGUGUACCAUAACAGAGGCAUUUAACUCCAGCUCAACUUGUUGUAUGUCUGUGCACUUGAGAGACAUGACGCUGCAUAUUAUAGUAAAAGCAAGGUGUUUUUCUUUCAUGUUGAAACUUUUUUUUUUAGCUUGUUGCUUUUCAGGUUAGCAGCAAGUUCACAGACACGAAGUGUAUAAGUUCCCUCAGAUCUUCCAACAUACCAACUGCAGUUUUGAUGGAAAAUAAAUAGUUAAAAUACCUGUAGCUGUUCUGAUGAUUAUUUUUUUGCUUGUCACAAUGUCAUUCUGAUUAUCCACCUUCUCCUUUUCUUAUAUACAGUCUAUGCUUUAAACACACAUACAUAGCAGUUUUGCAGAGUGUCCCCUAGGUGUCGCUGUUGUGCCGAGCCUGAGCUGCCAAUGAUCUCUGCAGCCUCUUCACUGUGCCAGUAGAUUUGCAUGAAGAAAAACGCAGAUAUGUGUAUCAGUAUUUCUUAGAGACAUUUUUCAUCAUAUGUUUUUUGCUUGUUUUAUGGUGUUCACAUGAAAAAGCAUUAAAUCGUCCUGCAUCUGUCCGUACCUGUGUGUUAACUGAAACUUCAAGAACUGCUCAUCAGAGGAUCAUAUGGACACAAUAAAGGCAAAUAAAUAAAUAUUCUGUUGAAACCUAACACAAACGUUCUGAAAAUAAAACUUUGAAUUUAUUAGAUAA
Messenger RNA from Scomber japonicus (chub mackerel), 1826 nucleotides. It is a transcript of the gene sdhb, whose product is annotated as succinate dehydrogenase complex, subunit B, iron sulfur (Ip). The coding region runs from base 37 to 888 and encodes 283 amino acids. The transcript is spliced from 8 exons. NCBI's taxonomy places the organism in Eukaryota, Metazoa, Chordata, Actinopteri, Scombriformes, Scombridae. Gene Ontology annotation, molecular function: electron transfer activity; 2 iron, 2 sulfur cluster binding. The record is from RefSeq and is a predicted model, not a curated record. Gene Ontology annotation, cellular component: mitochondrial membrane. Gene Ontology annotation, biological process: tricarboxylic acid cycle; respiratory electron transport chain; aerobic respiration.